AUGACUGUUUUCAGGCUGUUCUGUCUAGUAUCGAUUCGACCAGCAUUUUUGAAUGCGGUCGUUUUUACCUUAGCUAACACCGCGAUUGUGCUCACAAAAGAUUCCCCAACAUUUACGCUAAAUCGGGAGCAAUUUGUGGCGAUGCAGCCAAUAACUUUUUCCACCGAAUGCCAAAGCGGGGAAGUCCAUUUUGCUGUUAGCGGCCAAUACAACAACAUUGCCAACUAUCUACCAUCAGUCAAUUGGACAGGCUACGACACGAAGGAUCGGCCCGACUCACCUGAAUGGCGAGCGGGCGAUUUGUACGGUCGCAGCUUCGAUUCGCCCGCUUUCUUUGCACCUACCACCCUUAGCGAAGUCACAUACCCGGAUCCAAACCACUAUCAAAAUUUUCCAAACCUGACCUAUGCUCUGGUUGCGUACGCGAAUAAAUGUGUGGAGACGUCGCCUCGAAUCUAUACGGCACUGCCAUUCGGCCCUGGCGUCCUACAAGGAGCAGAUUUGAAAAGUGACCUCGAUCCGCUUCUCGUUGCCCCUGCUGACGAUAUGCUUUUGCUUGGGUUUAUUCAGACCUUCAGUCCAAGCUGUCAAAUGGAUGUUUAUGGAGUGACGUACGGAGGUGAUCAGAAAGAAACGCGAAAAUUAAUUAAUACUUACUAUUUCGGGGCCUACCGUAUUCUCUAUCGACAAAUCUGGCGUUUCUCCAAGUUGUGGCUGCACAUGGCAGAAUGCACCUAUUCGAUGGCAUUCAAAUCAAUCGAUCGGAACUAUGACGAGGAUUUGAAGGAUUUGGCGCCGAUCACCCCCAAAGCCACCGAACUAUUUUGGUAUACAACUAGCCACAACUUUCCCUACGGCUCCGAUCUGCCGAUUAUCGAGACAAGGGAUUUGACUUACGACAGCAAACAGAGAAGCCUUGGUCUUAGCGUUACUGCAUUAAUUCUCGGGAAGCUGGAUUUGGAGAUGCACAAAGAUGGUGAAAUUCUAUAUCGAAGGUUCACCAACUCAAGCAAGACUUAUUAUUGCACCGCCGCGCUCCAAAAGAUUGUGUUACACUGGAAACCAGACGGCAAGGAAAGUUUUCUACUAACCGAUUGCCAGAUGGGAAUCACGUUUGCCAUAGAUAAGAAUUGCGAAGACUUGCUAAACGGAGCAGUCCCGAAUUUAUCAACUACGUUGGAAUCGACGAGUACGCGCACGAGUCUAAGAACCGAGGAAGAGAGUAUUAGCACCGAUGCGAUAGCGAUUGAAACGACAAAAAGGUUGACUGCUACGAGUCCUUCACCUACCCUUUCCCCAAAGACAAUCGGCUUGAUCGCCGGUGGGGCAUUGUUGGCCGUCAUUGCCGUAUUUGUCGUUGGUAUCAGCUUUUAUCGUAAAAGAACCCGCCUGAAACACAUUCAAAGUCUCUUCGCACGCCAAACGGUCGUUGUAAGACAUAAAGACAACUUGAUACGAUAUGCUAAUCAGCCGCAUGAUUAUCUUGUCGAUCCGUGGGAAAUUGAUUUGGCGUUGCUACAGAUUGAGAAUUUGAUUGGUAGAGGAGCAGUUUGUGAUGUGCUGGAGGCAAAACUACAAGGAAAUUUGCCUUGCACGACUGUUUAUCCUGCACUUGCCCUUGUGAAGAUCUCUGACUUUGGCCAAAGCAAGGUAUCCACAGCGUAUUACUACUCUGGAAAGGGAAAAACGAGCCGUUCCCCGCUGAAAUGGGCAGCUCCUGAAGCGAUUGAGACGGGGAAAUAUUCGGAAGCAUCGGACGUGUGGUCUUUUGGGAUAUUGCUCUGGGAAAUGCACGCGCUUGGGGAUGAGCCAUUCAGCGAUAUCUUAUUGGACGAUUUGUUGGCCCAUUUGAAAUAUGGCGGACGCCCGGCUCCAAAUGCCGACACACCAAGUUGGAUGGUCGACAUUAUGAAAAAAUGCUGGGAACCCGGCGCUGCCGAUCGCCCAGCUUUUCAAGAUCUGACCAACAUUUUCCGAGAUAACCUAAAAGAGCGUCGACGUACGGAAUAUUAUCUGGAUAUUAAUAUCUUAGACGAGCAGCUGGGUUCCGAGGAUAUCAUCGAAACGAUG
Mesorhabditis spiculigera is the source of this 2070-nucleotide messenger RNA. The record is from the annotation of a GenBank genome assembly. Lineage: Eukaryota; Metazoa; Nematoda; Chromadorea; Rhabditida; Rhabditidae.